Messenger RNA from Zeugodacus cucurbitae (melon fly), 5376 nucleotides. It is a transcript of the gene rdx, whose product is annotated as protein roadkill. Gene Ontology annotation, cellular component: nucleus; cytoplasm. The record is from RefSeq and is a predicted model, not a curated record. NCBI's taxonomy places the organism in Eukaryota, Metazoa, Arthropoda, Insecta, Diptera, Tephritidae. Gene Ontology annotation, molecular function: ubiquitin protein ligase binding. The transcript has 8 exons. The coding region runs from base 1996 to 5271 and encodes 1091 amino acids. Gene Ontology annotation, biological process: proteasome-mediated ubiquitin-dependent protein catabolic process; regulation of proteolysis.
CUCAGCUGUUGUUGGUUUAUUCGUUCGUUCACUCAUUCGCUGUGGUUCGUUCGCCCCUCGCCAAGUACAUGCAUACAUAUUUACACUGACUGUGUAUAAGCUUGUAUUGGUGUGUAUCUGUGUUAAUUUUAUACAAUGCUGCUUGAUUUACUGAUUUGCUCAAUGCUCAGCGCCGUCGUCAGCGUCGUCGUCGUGUUGAGGCGCAUGUCAGCGCAACUGUCGACUGCGCAGUCGCCGUUGACGUCCACUUUCAGUUGGCCACCAAACGAACGGCGUCGGCUCUGCUGCUGCCACUGCUACAGGCAGCAUUUUUUCGUUCGCUUCCAACAGACAAGUCAGUCGUACGGUAACUUUCAAGCGAGGCGGAUCGUUUUAGCGCGGUUAGUAGUGACUCCAAACGGCAUGGAUAGUUGAACUUUUUAUUAUUAUUUUUGUGUACCUCUACCUGCCUCUGCGUACUAUAGCACACAACAUUUUUAGUGCGAACCAACAACCAACCAACCAAUCAGCCAGCCAGCCAGUAAGCUAGCAAGCAAGCGCCAAGACACCACCAAACACCUCGUUCGCCCCCACAAAGCAACAGUAAAUAUACAUAUGUACGUAUGUAUGUGUGUACACACGAAAUAGAAAAUACCACAGCAGGAGCAGUAGCAGUUGGUACAUACAAACAGCGCAUGAAUAUAAAAUAUCUGUGUAUAUACAUACAAACGCGCUCGCCAGUUGUGUAGUGACCUGACAGCCUCAAAAAGCAGCGUGCGAGCUCAACGAGAGCAGUCAGCGGUAGCAAAAAUUUACAAAUUGGGUGUAGAGUUUUUCGUCUAACCCGAGCGUGUGUGCAUAAAGGUGGCAUACGUGAAAAGCAAAAAGGUGUUAUAAAUAAAAUACAAGUAAAUUGCAAACCAGAAAUAUAAACUACAAUAUAUUAAAAAAAAACUAAUCGCGUUUAAAACAAACUGACGGUCCGCACACGCGUUUGAAAUUAACGACAGCAGCAAAAAAUAUACAUAUUUAGUUAGUUGUGUGUGUGUGUAAUUUUUGAAAAAGGUACAAAUUUUUUAAAGAAAAGUGCAAAAAGUAUUCCAAAAAAAUAUUUAAAUAAAAUUUUGAAAUAUAAAAAAGUGUUUGAUAACGCAAAAAAUUGCAUCAAUUAUAUACAUACAUACAUAUUAACAAAUUGCAACACAUGCCAGCGUGUGAGUUAUACACUGACAAAUAAAUAAUCGUAUAAAAUUUAAAAGCUAUAAAAAUUAUAUAUAAAACAAAGAAUUAUUUGUGUAAGCAGCAGAAGAAAAACAUAUGUGAGCAAAAUCAUUUAAUCGUGACGUAUUAAGAGUAUUAGUGACAAAAUAAAUUUUAACAAAAAAAAAAUUAAAAAUAAAAUUAAAAGUGGCAAAAUAUAUUAUAGCAACAAAAACAAAUACUGCAAUUGAAUUUUUGCACAUUCUCCACAAUUGUGAGCAAUAAAAAACAAGCAAAACAAAAAUAGAAACAAACAUUUUCGUGAAAAGCGCAUAUGUGUGGAAGAUUACUGUAUAAAAGCGUUUAAUUAGGAAAAUCAAAAAUCAAAUAAAUUAAAAAAAAAGUGCAAAUUUAAUUGUUAACGUUUUUUUUUAAUACUCAAAUAAAUGUUAAACUACACUUGUGUGACACACAGUACAAACUAAACUGUAAAGUGACAUGAAAAAAGCGAGAGAAAAAAUAUUUUAAGAUAAAAAAAAAAAAAAUUUUUAAAUUAACAGUAAGUUAAACAAUAACUACAUAAAAUAACUAAUAAUAAUAGUGGAAACUAAUUUAAAAUAAAUUGUUUGUAAAAAAUAUUAAAUAUCAAAAAUACAAUAUAUCAUCAACACCAGUGACAAAACAUACAAAAUAUAAUUGUAAAAAUUUAAUUUUACUAAAAACAAAUAAUCUAUUUCAAUUAUUUUGACACGAAUUCGUGCAGUGCGCGCUCUUCUAAUAAAUUCGUGCAAAAUUGUCGCCAACGAUCACUGUAAAAUGUUCGAUCCAUUUGUGAAAAUCAAGAAAAAGCGUAAUCUGAAUGUUGUCGAUAUCUUAGAUAGUGUUUCGGGUGAACUGGAGUUGGCCGUUUCGCCGCCAGAGCAGGCGGUCAUUGAACAGGUCAUAGCCGCUGAGCCAGUGUUAUUGGUGGAGGAAGAGGAACAGCAACAAUUACAGCUGCAAGUGAAUCAACAAUUGUUGCACACAAACGCCGAGCAGCGAGUGCAACAACCGCUAGAACAGCAACAGCAACAGCAACGACAAGAGGCCGAGGAGAAUGCCAAUUGUUAUUGUGUCAGUGAUGCAGCAGUAACUGGUGCAGGAGCAACAUUAACAGCAGCAGGCGCAAGCGCUAACACUGUAGCUAGCCCCGCAAUAUCGCCCACAAAAACAGCCACAGUUGCCACUAUAGCAGCAGCCGCCUCGUCCGUUACAUCGCCGCUCUUGGAGGCAAUUGCUAGUAGCAGUAGUAACAGUAGUGGUAACAGCAGCAGCAACAACAACCACAGUAGCAGUAGCAGUAGCGUAGGUGUUAGCGGUAAUAACAGUUCCCAAGUGUGUGGCAGCAGUGUCAGCCGUCAAUUGGCUAGCAGCAGCAGCAGCAACAACAAUUGCAGUCGCUUGCAACAGUUGAUAUCGACGCCACCAGUGGCAUUGCGCGGUUUGUCGACCUACUGCAACGGCGAUUUGCUGCCGUCAACACAACAGCAGCAGCCAACGCUGGGUCAACAACACGCGCCACAAGCGGCUGCUGUGCCCACAUUGCCUCAAUUACAGUUGCAGUUGCAGCAGCCAACGUUGCAUCAGCAGCAGCAGCAGCAACAAGCGCCUUCGGUGUUGCAGCAACAUUUGGGUCACCUAAAUUUCGAAAGUGGAGCAUCGAGUGUGAGUGCCAGCAGCAGCAGUAGUAGUAGCGGCAGUAGCAACAACAGUUGUAGUAGCAGCAGCAACAGCAGCAGCCUGCGAAGUAGCACAACAACAUUGCAGCGCCAUUUGGCCUCGCCAAGCAACAUUCUCCAGGAAGCGUUCAGCAACAAUUUGCACAGAAUUUUAAAGCGUUCACAUAGUUCCUCAACGUUGGCGUCCAACAACAACAAUAAUACGAGCAGUAAUUCCAUUUCUUCCUCGCCGCCGUCGACGCCAUCCUCUUCAGCGAUCUCAAAUUCCAAUUUCGCCGGCACGCCCCCCACUUCUCUAUUUGCCAGUAUUUACGGUAGCAACAACAGUAGUAGCAGUAAUAGUAGCAGCAGCAGCAGUAACAGCAGUAGCAACAACAACAACAAUAGCAACCAAAAUUACCACCACCACUUGAAUAACAGUAUAAUUGCCAGUCGUCUGUUCGGCAGCAACGGUAAUAACCACAACAAUAACACCCACCCCAACCAACAACACAACAAUCUGAAUCAGAACAACCACAGCCACCUCCAACAACAACUCACCGCGCCAAGCAGCAGCAGCAGUUCAGCGGCCGCAACUGCGUCGUCUGCCACGCAGCAACAUCACACUACAAACAAUAACAACAGCCACCAUCACCGCCUGCCGCAUAACAGCCACCACCGGGACCAUCAUUCCGCGCUCACCAAUUCGAUAACGAAUCGCAUCAAUCAAUCGAUAAGGCGGCAUUUGAAUCAGCAACAGCAGCAGCAGCAACAACAACAUCACCACAUACAGCAGUACAAUCAGCAAGUGACAAAUAACAACAAUACAACAAAUAACCACCGAAUACCGCAACAACAACAGCAACAAUCGAUUCCUCAACAUUCACGUUUCCCACAACAACAGCAGCAGCCGCAAAAUAAUCAACAUUUGCAACAUCACUUGCAGCAAUCAAAUCAUCAGCAACAACAACAACAUCAUCAUCAUCAUCAAAACAGUGGUAGCAGUAGUAGCAGCAGCAACAACCAACAACUGCAGCCACAUCAAAAUCACAAUAAUCAACAAAACCAACAACAGCAACAACAACAAUCUCCUCUGUGCCUAGUAUUAUUAGUUAAAUGUCCGAAUUCUAAGGAAUUUUGUAACGCCGCCGCCGCCAACGCCGUCGCUGCUGCCGCACAUUUCUGUGAUAAUAAAAGAUUGCCGGUGAACGAAUGUCAGGCAAUUCAAACCGCUAGAGUGACAUCUAACCUGAGCGCAUCGAGUAGUACAAUGGCGGUCAGUCGAGUACCAUCGCCACCCUUGCAGGAAGUAAAUACACCCGUAGCUGAAAAUUGGUGUUACACACAGGUUAAAGUGGUGAAAUUCAGUUAUAUGUGGACCAUAAAUAAUUUUAGUUUUUGUCGCGAGGAAAUGGGUGAGGUACUGAAAUCGUCCACAUUUUCUGCUGGUGCUAGUGAUAAACUGAAAUGGUGUUUACGUGUCAAUCCAAAAGGUCUCGAUGAGGAAAGCAAAGACUACCUGUCGUUAUAUUUAUUAUUAGUUUCGUGUAACAAAUCAGAAGUUAGAGCCAAAUUCAAAUUUUCCAUAUUGAAUGCGAAAAGGGAAGAAACCAAAGCCAUGGAAUCGCAGAGAGCUUACCGUUUUGUACAAGGCAAAGAUUGGGGCUUUAAAAAGUUCAUUCGACGAGAUUUUCUAUUGGAUGAGGCCAAUGGGCUGCUGCCCGAGGACAAAUUAACGAUAUUUUGUGAAGUUAGCGUUGUAGCUGAUAGUGUGAAUAUCUCUGGUCAAUCAAAUAUUGUACAAUUCAAAGUGCCCGAAUGUCGAUUAUCCGAGGAUUUGGGUGCAUUAUUUGAUAAUGAGAAAUUCAGUGAUGUUACGUUGGCGGUGGCCGGACGGGAAUUUCAAGCGCAUAAAGCUAUUUUGGCAGCACGUAGUGAAGUCUUCAAUGCUAUGUUCGAGCACGAAAUGGAAGAGCGCAAAUUGAAUCGCGUCGAUAUACACGACGUCGAUCACGAAGUUCUGCGAGAAAUGCUGCGUUUCAUCUACACAGGCAAAGCGCCAAAUUUAGAAAAAAUGGCUGAUGAUCUCUUAGCCGCUGCUGAUAAGUAUGCCCUCGAAAAGCUGAAAGUGAUGUGUGAAGAGGCGCUUUGCCUUAAUCUCUCCGUGGAAACCGCAGCGGAAACUUUAAUAUUAGCCGAUCUCCAUAGUGCGGACCAAUUGAAAGCACAAACCAUAGAUUUCAUAAAUACUCACGCCACCGAUGUGAUGGAAACGACCGGCUGGCAGAGUAUGAUCGCGACACAUUCACACUUGAUUGCGGAGGCAUUUCGUGCGCUUGCCACACAACAAAUCCCACCAAUUGGACCACCAAGGAAGCGUGUAAAAAUGAGCUGAAAUCGCAAUGGUGCAUACAAUAACAAAUAUAAUUAUAAUAGCAACAACAACAACAACAAAAGCAAAACUUAUAACCAUAAAAAAUACAAAUACAACAACAACAAA